AUGCGUGCUAUCCAACUCAGCGAAUAUGUCAAGGGCCCCCUCGACCUCCAAAUAACCGACCUGCCCACUCCCUCACCAACACCAGACAAAUAUCUCAUCGAGAUUCACUCCGCAGGCACAAACUUCUUCGACAUCCUCCAAAUCCAAGGCAAAUAUCAACACCAACCGCCCUUCCCAUGGAUCUCCGGCAUGGAAUUCGCCGGCACCAUCCUCGCCACUCCUACAGGCUCCAAAACACACAAAUUCAAAGUCGGUGAUAGAGUCUUCGGCGCUUCCCAGGGCGCCUAUGCGACUCAUAUCCUUGCACCCGAAGCAUCCCUCUUCCCCGUGCCGAAAGGGUGGAGUUUUGCAGAUGCAGCGGGCCUGUUUGUUACCGCGCCGACUUCAUACGGUGGUCUUGUGACGCGUGCAAAUGUGCAGGCGGGGGACUGGGUUCUUGUGCACGCUGCUGCGGGCGGAGUUGGGUUAGCAGCCGUUCAAAUCGCGAAAGCGCUCGGUGCAACGGUCAUUGCGGCUACGGGAUCGGAAGAAAAGGGCCGAGUUGCGAGACGGUUCGGUGCCGAUUAUGUGGUUGAUUAUCGUGCGGACAAGAAUUGGCCGGAGCAGGUUAAGAAGCUUUGCAAGGAGAAUCGAAAGGGGAAUGGAAAGGCGGGUGUUGAUGUUGUUUAUGAUCCUGUGGGAAUGAUUGAUCAGAGUUUGAAGUGUGUCGCUUGGAAUGCGAGACUGUUGGUCAUUGGCUUUGCGGCGGGGACGAUUGAGAAGGUCGCACUCAAUCGUGUCCUGCUUAAGAACGUGAGCAUUGUCGGGAUACAUUGGGGUCAAUACGUAAACUUUGAGCGUGAGACGGUGCCGGUGGUCUGGAAGGGCAUCUUUGAUAUGAUUGACCAGGGCAAGUUCAAGAGUACAGCAUAUACGGACGAGAACUUCAUCGGGCUGGAGAGUGUGCCCAGGGCGCUAAAGGCGUUGGGUAGUAGGGGGACAUGGGGGAAGGUUGUUGUCAAGAUCGUGGAUGAUAAGGGAAAAUUAUAA
Messenger RNA from Talaromyces amestolkiae, 1029 nucleotides. RefSeq lists its product as uncharacterized. NCBI's taxonomy places the organism in Eukaryota, Fungi, Ascomycota, Eurotiomycetes, Eurotiales, Trichocomaceae. Gene Ontology annotation, cellular component: mitochondrion. Gene Ontology annotation, molecular function: oxidoreductase activity; zinc ion binding. The transcript has 2 exons. The record is from RefSeq and is a predicted model, not a curated record. The coding region runs from base 1 to 1029 and encodes 342 amino acids.